This is a messenger RNA of Amphiprion ocellaris (clown anemonefish), 6006 nucleotides long. RefSeq names its product RHO family interacting cell polarization regulator 2 (gene ripor2). The transcript is spliced from 23 exons. NCBI's taxonomy places the organism in Eukaryota, Metazoa, Chordata, Actinopteri, Pomacentridae. The coding region runs from base 379 to 3507 and encodes 1042 amino acids. The record is from RefSeq and is a predicted model, not a curated record.
GUGGGUUCAGUGUUUGCUCUGGACGGCGCUGCGACGGCUGUUUAUCACGGAACAAAACGUCGAAUCAUCCGUCGCCUCAUCCUGGCGGCCGGUUCACAAUCUCCUACCAGGAGCUGAGAUUUAAAUAGAUUUUUUUUUUAUUAUCGCGAAAUCUGUGCGCCACGACGCGAUACAAAAAGCACUUUUCCUUUUAUUUUUUGGUUUUACGCAUGGAUGGAGGGGCGCAGGUAGACGGGCACAGACGCCGCUGAGGAGCCGCUCUUUGGGAAGUUUUGCAGAGCAACCAAAACAUUGAGAGAAAUGAGUGUUUUCAACCGCCUACUUGUGUCCUCCUUCUGACAGAUGAUGUGCUGAGUGUCGUCCCGCGUCCCCGAGAUCAUGGCGGCCGGCACCCACUCCCCCGGCGGGCCCAAUGGCAUAAUCCGGAGUCAGUCCUUCGCAGGCUUCAGCACGCUACAAGAACGACGCUCACGGUGUAACUCUUUCAUGGGGAACACUGCGGUGCAGAAGAAGCCUCAGUCCAAGCCCAAGAAGCCCCACCUGUCAGGCCACAAGGGAGGCAGCAGCUCCAGAGAGCCGCAGCCCAAAAGACUGGAGGAGGUUUACACGGCUCUCAAACAAGGCCUGGAUGAGUAUCUGGAAGUUCAUCAAACGGAGCUGGACAAACUCAUGUCUCUGAUGAAAGACAUGAAGAGAAACUCUCGCCUGGGAGUGCUGUAUGAUCUUGACAAGCAAAUCAAAACCAUCGAGAGGUACAUGAGACGCCUGGAGUUUCACAUUAGCAAGGUGGACGAGCUGUACGAGGCCUUCUGCAUCCAGAGUCGUCUGAGGGAAGGUGCCAGUCGGAUGAAGCAGGCCUUCUCCUCCUCGCCGUCCACUAAAGGCACCAAAGAGAGCAUCGCCGAGGUCAACCGCCGGUACAAGGAAUACACUGAGAACAUGGGCGCAUUUGAGAGCGAGCUGGAGAACCUGCUCGGGGAGUUUCAUAUCAAAAUGAAAGGUUUGGCAGGCUUUGCUAGACUCUGUCCUGGAGACCAAUAUGAGAUCUUCAUGCGAUAUGGACGCCAGCGGUGGAAGUUGAAGGGGAGGAUUGAAGUGAACUCCAGACAGAGUUGGGAUGGAGAUGAAAUGGUCUUCAUGCCCCUCAUCACUGACCUUAUUAACAUCAAGGUGACGGAGCUGAAGGGUUUGGCCACUCACAUGCUGGUGGGCAGCGUCAUCUGUGAGACCAAGGAGCUGUUUACCGCCAUGCCUCAGGUGGUGGCUGUGGACGUCAACGAUCUGGGGACCAUCAAACUCAACCUGGAGGUUACGUGGUACCCCUUCGACGUCGAGGACCUGACUCUGUCGUCUGGCAACGUGAGCAAAGCCACAGCUCUCCAGAGACGAGUGUCAGUCUAUAGCCAGGGCACACCGGAGACCCCCACCUUCCAGGACACCUCCUUUUUUUCUACUUUACCAGAUGACGUCUUUGAGAACGGCGGCUGUGGUGUGGCCGAGUGCAAGCGUCUAUCCUUCACGUUCUCCGACACCUCUGGUUCUACGCCCAGCCCCAGCCCCGCCCCCAGCUCCUACUCCCCAGGCCAGUCCAACCCCGAGAUCACCGUCACUCCUCCAGAAACAGAGACGGUACCUACACAAAUCCUCCCAACUAGGGAGGACUCCAUCGCAGAGGAACAUCUGGUGGAGGAAGAGGAGGAGGAGUAUGAAGAGGAUGGGGAGACGGGCAGCAGAGGCAGCAGAGGCAGCAGGACCAGUCCCAGCCUCGCCAGUGACGAAGUGGAGGUGACUGAAGACUCGGAGUGGGAGCGCACCGAGUCCCAGCGUAACUCCAGCUCCAACGGCGGCUCGGCUGCACCGUCCUUGUGUUCUGACGGACACCUGUCUACGGUGGCUCCCGAGGAUGUUUUCCUGGAUCAUGCCGACGAGCUGAAACCCGUGGAACUGGACACAGAGGAGGCGGGAAGCCUGACCAAGCAGCUUGUGAAGAGGCUGACUUCCUCCGAAAUUGCGCCGCCCAGUGAGAGCACCAACGAGGGCGGAGGGAGCCUGAGUUGGUCCGGAGAGGGAAGCAGGGCCUUCCUGGAGAGCAGCCUGGAGGAGGCCAUCCACAGCCUGCUGAUGAGACUGGAGGCACUGACGCAUCGCUGCAGAGAGCUGCAGGACCUGGAGCAGGAAGUGAUGCGCCUGGAGGACCUACUCAAGUGUCGUCUCCCGGGUCACAGGAGUCGAUCAUCCAGCCUCAGUCUGACAGUGGAAAGUGCCCUGGAGAGUUUCGACUUCCUCAACACCUCUGACUUUGAUGACGAGGACACUGGUGAUGACAACGCCGUCCUCAGCAUCCCCCCACAGAGAUCUCCGCUUUUUGAUACAGAUGGAGAGAGAAUUGGCGGCCAGCAUCCUGAGGCCAGAGGACACCUGAGUGAAGCCUUGACUGAGGACACUGGAGUGGGCAACAGCGUGGCAGGAAGCCCCCUGCCUCUUACAACUGGAAAUGAAAACCUGGAUGUGGCCAUCGUCAUCCACCUUCAGUACUGUAUUCACCUCAUACAGGUGUUGAGCAGUGGGGUGAGUGUGUGGCAGCGUCGCAGUGUGCUGUUAAAACUGUCCGGACAGACUCAGCUGUUGGAAGACCUAGCAGAGAUCAGCGUGGACAGACUGGGAGCGAUUACAUCUGCUGCUGACGUUCUCCCGGGCCUCGCCGAGCGCCCUCAGCUCAUGACUCUGUGGUCAGAGUGCAGCGGCUCUGCAGGACUUUUCCACACCACGCUGGACCGAGUGUUCAAACACAUGAACCAGCGCUACGCAGCAGUGCUGCAGGACAGACACCCACACAGCACCGACACAGUGAUGGGUGUGGUGGUGGGUGAGAUGGUGGACAGGAGCGACCUGAUGGAGACACGUAGUCCUCCUCCUGCUGCUGCUGCUCUCUCUCAGGACGUCCUGACGGUGUUUCAGUUCCACAGCUACAUCUUACAACAUGAAGUCCAGGACAUGGAGACACACCUGCUGCACCUGGCCAGAGAGGAGGUGUUGGCGGAGGUCCUGUGCAGUGGUGAUAAUGCUCGGUGUCUAGCGGAGCUGGAGGAGGUACCUUUGUCAUCUCUCUGGCCUAGAAACAGCACCCUGAGGUCUCUGGCCUCCCUGCUCACCGCAGAGGACCCUCAGGUCAACAAGGCAGCAGCCGACUACCUCUCCUCCGGAGCAUCUAACAGUCACUUCAGGAACAGGGCGGUGGAGUGCUACACCCAGGCGCUGUCAGAGGCUGGAGUUCAGAGCCAGAGGGCCGCCUGCUCAGCGCUCAGCUGCCUGCAGGCGGUGGAGAGCAUCAGGGCGGUGAUAGCGCUAUGCGAUUCAGCUGAUGAGGAGCUCCGCCACGUCGCCAUAGAAACCCUGCUCACAUUCGGUGAGGAGGGGCGGCUGGCGUACGAGCAGCUGGACACGGUGCCGGGGGAAAUGAUUCGUCUGGGCACGCGACGAGGAAACGCCGUCACCACUGCCUUCUGAGCCACCAUGCCACUGAAAGACACACCAGACUGCAUCCCGGCCCGACUCCGUGGACGACGCUGCCCCCUCAGCUUAAACCGCCACACUGCACACCUCACGGGGCUGUUGGUGGCUGAUCUGUUCACUGAUCUGCUUGUCUGGCAAAGACUUUUUCACAUUUAAUCACUGUUCUCACUGAUACUGCCUCCUGGAGAGAAACUAACACCAAACAAACUGUUUUGGACACACAACCUAGACCCCUCCUGCAUACACACUUUCACUUCUUGUUUCAUCUUCACCCUUGAUUUUGAACACUCCCCUGCAUCCUCUGACUUUCUUACCCUGCUUUCUGAGCCAGGUCACGUUAAGUUAAACUGGAAAGCACGAAUUGGACUGGACACAACGCCGCAGAAAGCUGCUCCAAAGACUGUGGAAACCGAGCAUCUUCACCCUGCAAACAUCCUCUCUGGCCACUGCUCACAGCGCUCAUAUCACUUACUCACUGAUCAAUAAUCAUCUUGAUUGUUACAAUGUCACGCAAUAUUACUAUGAUCUUUGUAUAAUCACUGUAACUCAUGUUUUAAUUGGUGUUUUUUUGCAUUAGAAACGUUUUCUGAGGCUUUCAGAAGAUUUUGCACUGUUGUAAGGCAUGUAAAUAUGGCAUAUUUUACACACAGCCGGUGUAAUAUGUGUGGUUGUAUUCAGAAAUGUAAUUUAAGUUCUGUUUUCUUGUACGUUCCAUUUGAGUUUCAGGGAUCUUGUAUGGUUGAAAGGUGUGUGUUUGUGGCAAGCUUUGGAGGAAGUGAGUUUAGAAAGCCUGAGCAGUUUACAGUCUUCAUGUGAAGAGGAGAAACAAGGUCAGCACAGUGCCCAAGGUUCACUCACUCAGCAGUUAAAGUCUGAGUUUUCUCAUACUUGCAGUUAAACAAGUGCAAUUUUUCUGUACAUAAGUGAUUCUUUUGCACCUGGCUGACACAAGGAGCCUGUUUCAUAUUGUCAGUUUUUGACUUCUUGAGCCUUGAAAUGGAUCGAGCGGGCAGAUGCUCUUUUGUAAAUGCAUUUUUUCCUACCAGAUCAGGAGCCAGUCGAGGGCAAUAAGUUCGGUUGUGGAGUUUGUGAGAAUGCGCUUUCUCAGUGACUGCACAGAGAGAAAGAUCCGCCCGGCUGAGGAUAGAUGCAGCCACAGGUUUGGCUAAACGCUCGUUUGUAUGUCAGCGUGUGAGCUAAAUGCAGGAUUAGAAAUGAAGCUUUUAUUAUGAGAAGCUGCAGAAUGAAGUUUCGGUACGUCUCGGGUCCGCUUUGUUCCCCACAUUCUGACCGUAAUGUGGGAAAACCGGCCCAAGCUGAGCAUCUAACUCCAACUUCUCUCAUUGCAACUGUACUACUGAGUCCGGUGCGAGUGCACGACGACAAAAAUUCACCACAUAUGUUCACAAAUCCUAUUUAUUAUUUCCUCCUUGUAAUUCUAAUAUUCUUUGGAGUUAUACUGUAGUAGUGCAAAUGACAUUGUUAUGUAAAUUAAUUGUAUAUUUAUGUUCUAUUUUCAGGUCUAGUUUUGAAAUAUUGUCUUUCGUUUAAAAAAAAAAAAAAAAAAAAAAAAGGCCUCUGUGUUUUUACCGUGCAACUGAUCUCAUGCUUAAUUGGAAAUUAUUUUGAAUUAAUUAUAACAGAUUAUUAUUUUGGAGAAAGUUAAGAUUUGCUAAUAGAAUUAUAGAUUUUUUUUCCCCUAAAAAGGUCCCCAAAAAAUGGGACAUUUAUAUAUUAGAGAUGUUACUUUAUUACCUAGAAGAUUUACUGUAACCAAAGGAAAUUUUGAUUUUCAAAUUGUCUUAUCAAGGAGAAUGUAUUUUCAAUACAACAUCUGCAUUUUGGCCUGAACACUCAGACCUAUCUUUAGAAGCACAGCUUAAAAAGAUUAACACAAAUCCACAAUAUAUGGAUCUCGUUACAUUUGGUUGUAACUGCACAGUCCAAAAGCCAUAUUGAUUAAAAACAAGUGGUAGUAUUUUUAUGAAAUGUAUUUUUUUUUGUAUUAUAAUCUGUAAAUGUGUGACGUUAUUACUAAAAGCUAAAGAUGGUGUUACUUUUUUUUUCUAUACACCCUUUUUGCAAAACAUGGUCCAGAUUUUAAGCAACACUCACUUUUAUUUCUUCCAUGCUGUGAAUAGCAUUGCAGUAUUUUGAUUGAGUAUCUAAUCCACCCACUCAUUCAGCAUCUUUUCUUUCUUUUUACAACCUUGCAGUUGACCAGUGUUAUAAGUAAAUUCUUGGCCUGUUCGAUUCCUAAUCACCACAAAGUACAAGUUGGCAAAAUGUGCACGUUUAAUUACUUACAGACUGGUUUUAAGAAUAGCUUGGUACACUUUGCUGAAACUGAAAUUUAUCCAUCUCUGUAGUCACCUAGCUUCAGUACUGAUCCAUCUGGUUGCAUACUUCUCCGUUGUGGUUAGCAGUAUUUCUUCUGCUCAUCAAAAGUUGCAAUAAAGUUUAUUUUUGCAUAAUUAAAAUGGAAAAAUUGUG